This is a messenger RNA of Paralichthys olivaceus (Japanese flounder), 3809 nucleotides long. RefSeq names its product leucine rich repeat containing 8 VRAC subunit Da (gene lrrc8da). Lineage: Eukaryota; Metazoa; Chordata; Actinopteri; Pleuronectiformes; Paralichthyidae. Gene Ontology annotation, molecular function: protein binding. The record is from RefSeq and is a predicted model, not a curated record. Gene Ontology annotation, biological process: signal transduction.
UUAUGUCAUCCACCAAUCAGAGGCGGCGGCUGCGGCCACAACGCAGGUUCGUGCGGCGCCAUAUUGGAUAUUCCUCCUCUUACUGGUUCUUCCCGGUACGUCUGCCUGUUCUUAUCGUCCAGCCUCUGGGCGUCUCUGCUCCGCGGGCACAGGUAUGAGGGAUGCGAGCGACGCACCGCGCUGUCACCAACGUACGCUCCGCAGCGCUUUGUUCCUCGGGGCAGCGGCACCUCGUUACCGGGCGGAGGAAUCAGGUUAGAGACGCACCUGAGGAGCGGGGCUGAGGAAGUGGCAUGCAGGUUGAGGAAGAAAUAAUUGGAUUGAGAUAACUCCACCGAGGCAAGAUGUUCACGCUCACGGAGGUUGCGUCCUUGAAUGACAUUCAGCCGACAUACCGCAUCCUAAAGCCAUGGUGGGACGUCUUCAUGGACUACCUGGGGCUAGUCAUGCUCAUGCUGGCCAUAUUCGCCAUGACCAUGCAGAUCACUAAGGACCAGGUGGCAUGCCUUCCUUGUCUGGAGGACCCAGACGAGGCCUCAGGAGCUAAACCUGACUCGUUCCCUCAGCAGCCCGCACAAGAAACAGCCUCAGCUGCAUCCACCGGGGCCCCAGUGGUAUCAACCAUCCCCUACAUCACCAAGGAUUUACCGGAUGAAGCCGUCCACGAGAUCCAUGUCACACACCAACAUACUGCGGUAAUGUCUGACAAAUAUGCCAAUCAACCUGCACCAACAGGGAUCAGGACCAAUCUGGACUAUCAACAGUAUAUCUUCGUCAACCAAAUAUGUUACCACGUUGCCUUGCCCUGGUACUCCAAGUACUUUCCAUACCUCACGCUCAUCCACACUAUUGUUCUCAUGGUCAGUAGCAACUUUUGGUUCAAAUACCCCAAAACAAGCUCGAAGAUUGAGCAUUUUGUUUCUAUUCUGGGCAGAUGCUUUGAGUCUCCCUGGACAACCAAGGCUUUGUCUGAAACUGCUUGCGAGGACUCGGAGGAAAACAAGCAGAGGCUGACCGGCACCUCCUCAGUACCAAAACAGGUAUCUUUAGAGGGGAAGGACGAGAGCACGAGCGUCACCUCAUCCACUCCCAUGCUUGGGGUGAAGUUUUCUGCAGAUAAGCCCAUAGCGGAGGUCCCUAGUAGUAUGACAAUCCUGGACAAAAAAGAUGGGGAGCAGGCAAAAGCCUUAUUUGAGAAAGUGAGAAAAUUCAGAGCUCAUGUGGAGGACAGCGACUUCAUCUACAAGCUUUAUGUAGCACAGACCAUUGUCAAAACCGUUAAGUUUAUUUUGAUAUUGUCCUACACUUCAACCUUUAUGGCUAAGAUUAAUUUUAAGCACAACUGUGAGCCUGAUAUCAAACAGCUCACAGGAUACAGACUGUUCUACUGUACACACAACAUGGCGUUCAUGCUGAACAAGCUGCUGAUCAGCUACAUGGCUUUGAUUUUGAUCUAUGGCAUGGCGUGCUUGUACUCACUUUUCUGGGUGUUUCGGCGACCCUUGAAAGAGUACUCGUUCGAGAAGGUCAGGGAGGAGAGCAGCUUUAGUGACAUUCCUGAUGUCAAGAACGACUUUGCAUUCCUCUUACACAUGGUUGACCAAUAUGACCAACUCUACUCCAAGCGCUUCGGGGUCUUCUUGUCUGAGGUCAGUGAAAACAAGCUGAGGGAGAUCAGCCUCAAUCAUGAGUGGACCUUUGAAAAGUUGAGGCAGCUUGUGAGCCGUAACACACAGGACCAGCAGGAGCUGCACCUUUUCAUGAUCUCCGGACUCCCCAAUGCAGUGUUUGACCUCACAGACUUGGAGGUGCUUAAACUGGAGCUGAUUCCUGAGGUGCGGUUCUCUGCAAAAGUCUCUCAGAUGACCAGCCUGCAGGAGCUUCAUCUCUGCCACUGCCCGGCCAAAGUAGAGCAGACAGGCUUUGCUUUCCUCCGUGACCAUCUUCGCUGCCUUCACGUCAAAUUCACAGAUGUUGCAGAGAUCCCCACUUGGGUGUAUCUGCUAAGGAGUUUGAGGGAGCUAAACCUCAUCGGCAACUUGAGCUCGGAAAAUAAUAAAAUGAUUGGUCUUGAGUCCAUGCGAGAUUUGAGGCAUUUAAAGACAUUAUGCCUGAAGAGCAACCUCACUAAAAUGCCCACAAACAUCACAGAGCUUUCGCCACACUUAAUAAAAUUAGUCGUGCACAACGAUGGUACGAAACUGGUGGUACUCAAUAGUCUAAAAAAGAUGACAAGUCUGAUUGAACUGGAGCUGCAGAGCUGCGAACUAGAGAGGAUUCCCCACGCUAUUUUCAGCCUGACCAACUUACAGGAGCUUGACCUUAAAUCUAACAACAUCCGCACCAUAGAGGAGAUCAUCAGCUUCCAGCACAUCAAGAGGCUGACGUGCCUGAAACUGUGGCACAACAAAAUAAUCACCAUCCCAUCCUCCAUCGGGCAGGUCAAAUCCCUGGAGUCACUCCACCUCUCGCACAAUAAGCUGGAGUCUUUGCCUCCGGCCUUGUUCACACUACCCAAACUGCGACACUUGGAUGUCGGCCACAACUCCAUCUCGGUGUUGCCUCCAGAUAUCGGCCUCCUCUACAACCUCCAGCACCUGGCCAUCAACUCCAACAAGCUGGAAGUGCUGCCCAAGCCUCUGUUCAGGUGCACCAAGCUGAAGGUGCUGUGUCUGGGGUACAAUGAGCUCCAAGUGCUGCCGGAGACCGUGGGUCAGCUGGUGCAGCUCACUCAGCUGGAGCUCAGAGGAAACUGUCUGGACAGGCUGCCCGCCCUGCUUGGAAACUGCCGCCUGCUGCGCAAAAACGGCCUGGUUGUGGAGGACCACCUCUUUGACACACUGCCUGGGGAAGUCAAGGAGAGCAUCAGCCGAGAGACCAACGUGUCCUUCACGAGUGGCUUAUAGCACAGGAACACAGACAGGCCUGCAGCUCUGGUGGUUCUUAAAAUGUCAGUGUAACGGAUGGAAAAUACUUUUUAUUAUUGUAAUAUCAACCAAAAUUAAUGCAUUUUCUUGAUUGUUUUUCAUGGGUUGUAUUUGCUGAUGUAGAACAAAACAUAUUCCAUUUUUUUGUUGCUGAGUAUGUGUCUAAUUGAGCAGUUUGUUUUUGCCUUUAGCUUUUUCAUAGCUUUCAUAGAGGAAUUGAAAUUUAGCUCCUUUAUAGACCAACACUGUUUGCUCCAGUGACACAGUAUGUAGACGUAUCAUUGUUUUAGGUACUCAGGUAUAAUUGUUACCAUGGGGAACAAUCUUUUGCCUUACCUGCUGCUACACACGCUUAAGGCCAAAUAGAAAUAUUAAAUUCUUUCUUGUUAGUUUUUAUCCACAUAACAAUUUCUUUGUUGGGAAAGCAGACACAAUACAGUGGUCUUUUCUUGGUUUUAUUUAACUUUUGUUGAAUUGAUAUAACCUUUAUUUUCCUUGAUGUCUUAUAGCAAAUUGAAUGAGCAUAUGGUUGUAAACCUCAGGUGGAGACUAAGCACCAGAAAUAAACCUUUACUGUUGUAGAGAUUGUAUACAUAGGCCUAUAGCACUACAAAUAAUCACCAUCCCAUCCUCCAUCGGGCAGGUCAAAUCCCUGGAGUCUCUCCACCUCUCGCACAAUAAGCUGGAGUCUUUGCCUCCGGCCUUGUUCACACUACCCAAACUGAGACACUUGGAUGUCGGCCACAACUCCAUCUUGGUGCUGCCUCCAGAUAUCAACCUCCUCCACAACCUCCAGCACCUGGCCAUCAACUCCAACAAGCUGAAAGUGCUGCCCAAGCCUCUGUUCAGGUGCACCAAGCUGAAGGUGCUGUGUCUUGGGUA